AUGGGGAUGAACACAGUAAACGGGAUGCAUAUUACCAAAGACUUUCCAUGCGGGAAGUGGUUAAAGAAACUGGACGGCACGCAAUACCAGCUUACACAACUGCCAGAAGAGUUCCCUCUGUUUUAUCCCCCGCGCGAUCCGGAGCCGCCGGAGCCGCAUGAGCCGGCCGCCGUUCUUCCGCAGCCACCACAGCCACGUGGACCACACGGGGCGCCCCAGUUCCCACGCCAUGUUUGGCCCGGUCCUGACCCGUCACAUGAGCGGCAGCUUCGAAACGUUGAAAGAAACAAUUAUUUGUUAGAGUGGGUGGCUGCGGCGCUGCAGCAGCAGCAGCAGCGACAGCAUGACGGCUUAUUGUUAAUUAUGGCGUUGGUGAAAGAGUUUGAGCACCUUAAAAUCUCACUAGAUAUGAUAAAGCUAGCUACCAAUAGCUUUGGCUCUGACCACUUCAUAGGAGUCGGUGGGUUCGGUAAAGUUUACAAAGGAGAGAUACCGGAAAGGGACGGCCGGCCCAUAACCGUCGCGAUAAAACAGUUAGACAGAAACACGGACAAGGUGGACAUGAGCUUUUCUGACGAGGCGGAUGAAAAGAUACUUGUGUACAAGUAUGAGUUGAAUGGAAGUCUUGAAAAGUAUCUUAACAGCAACACUCUCACGUGCGUGCAACGCCUCAAGAUAUGCGUUGGGGCAGCCCGCGGACUCGAGUACCUUCUCAAUCCUCUGGAGACUCAGCAACGAGUGUUGCACCGAGACGUGAAGAGCGCAAAUGUUCUUUUGGAUCAGUUCUGGGAAGCUAAAGUAUCGGACUUUGGAUUGUCUAGACUUGGGCCGACAAAUCAAGAGUUCUUGUUUCUUGUUUCGAAUGUUGUCGGAACGCCUGGUACUGUGAUCCUCUUUAUGCGGAAACAGGAAUCUUAA
Messenger RNA from Helianthus annuus (common sunflower), 918 nucleotides. Its product is annotated as probable serine/threonine-protein kinase PBL6. The record is from RefSeq and is a predicted model, not a curated record. Gene Ontology annotation, biological process: protein autophosphorylation. Gene Ontology annotation, molecular function: ATP binding; transmembrane receptor protein tyrosine kinase activity. The transcript has 3 exons. NCBI's taxonomy places the organism in Eukaryota, Viridiplantae, Streptophyta, Magnoliopsida, Asterales, Asteraceae. Gene Ontology annotation, cellular component: plasma membrane; plasmodesma. The coding region runs from base 1 to 918 and encodes 305 amino acids.